This is a messenger RNA of Tremella mesenterica DSM 1558, 671 nucleotides long. RefSeq lists its product as uncharacterized. The record is from RefSeq and is a predicted model, not a curated record. Gene Ontology annotation, cellular component: GET complex. Bases 1 to 627 code for a protein of 208 amino acids. The transcript is spliced from 6 exons. Gene Ontology annotation, biological process: tail-anchored membrane protein insertion into ER membrane. NCBI's taxonomy places the organism in Eukaryota, Fungi, Basidiomycota, Tremellomycetes, Tremellales, Tremellaceae.
AUGAGUAAUGUCGCUUUGAUCAUAUUAGGAUGUGUAUUCGUCACUCAGUUGGUGAAUUGGAUAGGAAAGUCGGUUUUACAAGAUUUGACAUUCGCCCUAUACUCCCGUAUAUUCCUCUCUGGCUCAAUAUCACAACAAGUUAACCUUCGACGACAAAUCAUCUCCGAUAAAGCCCAGCUGAACCGGACUUCUUCACAAGAUGAAUUUUCCAAAUGGGCGAAAUUGCGCCGAAAGGUGGAUAAAGGUUUGUCAGAUUUAGAAAUAUUGAACAAAUCAAUCACCUCAACUCGGUCUUCUUUCAACAUCAAAUUCUCUUCUUUACUAUGGAUAAGUACAACAGGUAUUCAAAUUUUCAUAAUCUGGUAUCAUCGCUUUCAACCUAUUUUCUGGCUUCCGAAUGGUUGGAUACCAUAUCCUAUUGAGUGGAUAUUAAGUUUUCCUUCAGCUCCAAUCGGUUCGGUCAGUUCAGGAGCUUGGUGCGCUAUUUGUCGAAGAGUUUUACUUAGUCUGGCGGAGAUAUCCAAGAAUUUGAUAAUACCAAUAUCAGUCUCUAAACCUGUCCUUACUAAUUCAUACGUUUCAGAACAAAAGGAGACGGUAGAGUUGGAACAUGAAAAGCUUGAUUGAUGUCAUGUUUGAAUAGAACCAUGUAAAUGACCAAUUCAUGGAAG